UCCUUUUAUUUUAAUAUAAUUGUAAAAUGACAUUGAACAGAGCCUGGCUUAAAGCAGCCUGUUUGGCUGCGAUACACUUUCACCCCGCAAGGCCCGUUCACCGCGCGCGAGUCGCAAUCAAUGCCAGUCGAGUUGUCGCUACCGGUUACGCUACUGUUUCUCCGCCCGCACCAAGUAAAAGGAAAAUGGCAGACAAACUGAACCAAGAUGAGCGCAACAGCUUGCUUCAACCACUGCUGAAUGCUGGCUGGAAAGUGCAAAGCAACAGAGAUGCCAUCGAAAAAGAAUUCAUGUUCAAGAAUUUCAAUGAAGCAUUUGGCUUCAUGAGCAGAGUAGCAUUAUUAGCAGAGAAAAUGGACCACCAUCCAGAAUGGUUCAAUGUUUACAACAAAGUGCAGGUAACACUAUCAUCUCAUGAUGUAAACGGAUUGAGCAAGCGAGACAUCAAAAUGGCUACAUUUAUGAACACCUUGCAUCAAUAGACAACAGGGGACCCCUUACAGACAUAUUGUACUCAAUUUGAUGUUGUGAAUGAUUAUUUUAACUUUAUCACUUGUUUACAAUAAGAUGUGAACUUAUGUUCUUCCAUUGUGAUAAGGCAAUAAGUGUGAUGUUAUUUUUAAAACAAUAAAAUAUAUUUGAUGUUUAA
Molecule: messenger RNA, 649 nt
Organism: Cydia splendana
Lineage: Eukaryota; Metazoa; Arthropoda; Insecta; Lepidoptera; Tortricidae
Gene: Pcd
Product: pterin-4-alpha-carbinolamine dehydratase
Exons: 3
Coding region: 27-482 (151 amino acids)
Biological process (GO): tetrahydrobiopterin biosynthetic process
Molecular function (GO): 4-alpha-hydroxytetrahydrobiopterin dehydratase activity
Source: RefSeq, a predicted model, not a curated record